AUGGCAGAUAGGCGCUCUAUUUCGUCGGAUGACUAUAACGAUGUGACUAUACAUGAAGCUAUUUCGAUGGACACAAAGACGUUCGCACAACUUUCCUCCUCCGCAAGUGCUGCUAAGGAUGCAAGGAUGCGUUCAGCUCUCGAGGCCCUGGAUGCUGCGACAAAGGAUGCGAAACGGAAGGCUGAGGAGUACAAAAGUAAUAAUGAUGUUUUCACGCGGGAAGCAAAUAAUAAACAAUUGCAAGAAGGUAGGAAAGAAGGAAGAAAGAAAUAG
This is a messenger RNA of Paracoccidioides lutzii Pb01, 273 nucleotides long. RefSeq lists its product as hypothetical. The coding region runs from base 1 to 273 and encodes 90 amino acids. The transcript has a single exon. The record is from RefSeq and is a predicted model, not a curated record.